Molecule: messenger RNA, 1302 nt
Organism: Akanthomyces muscarius
Lineage: Eukaryota; Fungi; Ascomycota; Sordariomycetes; Hypocreales; Cordycipitaceae
Exons: 2
Coding region: 1-1302 (433 amino acids)
Molecular function (GO): O-methyltransferase activity
Source: RefSeq, a predicted model, not a curated record
AUGUCAUCCCGGACAGAGUUUGGUUCCCGAGCCGCAUCAUUGGCGUCGAUAAUCUCGGAACACACCGCCAAAGUCGAGGCGUACCACAAGGAGAAUGACAUCCCCUCUCUCAAUUUCGACCCGAAAGAUACUUUCAUUGACAUCAAGUAUCCAAAAGAUAUUGAAGCCUCCAAGACUGCUGUCCUUGAUGCUACUGCGGAGCUGAAUGACCUCUUCACCGGUCCGAGGGCUCUCGUCUCCAACCCUGGUUUCCCACUACUGGUGAAGUUUGUCACCCUCCGUUUCAUCUACCAGUUCAAGUUGGUAGAAAAGGUUCCCCUGGAUGGCGAGAUCAGCUAUGACGAGCUGUCCAAGGAGACUGGCCUCAAGGCUACCACCUUGCAGCAGCUGCUCCGCGCAGCUAUGACCUUUCAGCUGUUCAGGGAACAGAGACCAGGCUACGUCUCUCACACGUCGGUGACGCUCUUUCUCCUGCGCAGCGAGGUCUUCAGGGACUGCACCGGCUUUACCACUGAGGAUAUGAUGCCCGCGUGCUUUGCCAUUGUCGACUCUCUCUUGGCUGACCCGACGGCCAGCGACCCUUCCAAGUCUGGGUACAUGAUUGCCCAUGGCGCCAGCGACCCGUCCUUUUACAUGCACCUGGCCAAGGACGCGGAAAAGAUGCGUCGCUUCACCAACUGCAUGAGCCAGGCCACCGCCGGUCCACAGUGGUCGAUGCACUACCUGACUGACUUUUUUCCCUGGACCUCUUUGGAAGCGGGCGCCACCGUCGUCGACGUCGGCGGCUCCACGGGCCAGGCUGCGUAUGCCAUUGCGGAAAAGGCUCCCGAGCUGCAGCUCAUUGUGCAGGAUACGGCCGAGGCGAUGGCAGCGGCAGAGCAGCAAAAGGGGCAGAAUGGAGACCGGCCAGACAGCGGCAACGUUCGGCACAUGGCGGCCAACUUUUUCGAGGAACAGAGCGUCAAGAAUGCCGAUGUCUACCUGUUCCGCUCCGUUUUCCACAACUGGCCUGACUCGCAAGCUGUCGGCAUCUUGAAGGCCCAGAUCUCGGCUAUGAAGCCCGGAGCCAAGAUUCUGAUUAUGGACGAACUUAUGCCCGAUGCUGAAAAGAUGACUCUCUCUACUGCCCGAACACAGCGGCUAAUGGAUAUGGCAAUGCUUGCUCUCGGAAAUUCGAGAAUCCGCGACGAGCCCAGCUGGCGAGCAUUGUGCCAAGAGGCUGACAGUAGAUUCCAGCUUGAAAAGGUCACUCAUCCCGAGGGAUCAAUGCUGGCGUUGAUGGAGGUCGUUUGGACACCGUGA